CGACUUGUCUAGUUAUCGAUAACUGCGCACAGCCAAACAACCAGUCCACAAAACAAAUGUAAUUUUACCUUUGAAUUAAAUGAAUUACUGAGUAUUUUGGCAAAAAUAAAUGGCGCAAACGCAAGUCCCAGCAGCCAAGCGCAUGAAGCUGGAGAAGAAGCCGGCAAACCCCGUGGAGGAGGAUGAAACGCCAUCCGUGUUCAAUCCGAAGUACAGGGUGUGCCCCUAUUUGGACACUAUCAACCGCAACUUGCUGGACUUCGAUUUCGAGAAGCUGUGCUCCAUCUCGCUGACAAGGAUCAAUGUUUAUGCGUGUCUGGUGUGCGGGAAGUACUUUCAGGGGCGUGGUACCAAUACCCACGCCUACACGCACUCCGUGGGAGAGGCACAUCAUGUGUUUCUCAACCUGCACACGCUGCGAUUCUACUGCCUGCCGGACAACUACGAGAUUAUCGACUCCUCGCUGGACGACAUCAAGUAUGUGCUGAAUCCAACGUUCACUCGCCAAGAGAUCAGUAAACUGGAUCAACUUCAGCCGAAGCAUUCACGAACCGUUGACGGAGUUCUAUACCUACCCGGAGUUGUAGGUCUGAACAACAUCAAGGCCAACGACUACUGCAACGUGGUGCUACAUGCCCUCUCCCACGUUGGUCCACUCAGGGAUUACUUUCUGCGGGAGCAGAGCUAUGCGCAUGUCAAGCGGCCACCUGGGGAUUCCAUGUUCACGCUAGUCCAGCGAUUCGGGGAGCUAAUGCGCAAGAUGUGGAAUCCGCGCAACUUUAAGGCACAUGUGUCGCCACACGAGAUGCUUCAAGCCGUAGUGCUGUGGUCCAGCAAACGGUUUCAGAUCACCGAGCAGGGCGAUCCCAUCGACUUCCUGUCCUGGUUCCUGAAUACCCUGCACCGCGCACUCAAAGGCAACAAACAGCCCAAUUCCUCCAUACUCUACAAGAUCUUUCUGGGAGAGAUGCAGAUCUAUACGCGCAAAAUACCGCCAGUAGAGCUAGACGAUACGGCGAAGGCGCAACUGCUGGCUACCGAGGAGUACAAAGACCAGGUGGAGCACACCAAUUUCAUCUACCUCACUUGCGAUCUGCCGCCGCCGCCGUUGUUCACCGACGAAUUCCGCGAGAAUAUCAUACCGCAGGUGAAUCUCUACCAGCUAUUGGGCAAGUUUAAUGGCAGCGCCGAGAAGGAGUACAAGACCUACAAGGACAACUUUAUGAAGCGAUUCGAGAUCACCCGCCUGCCACAAUUCAUUAUUUUGUAUAUCAAGCGCUUCACGAAGAACACGUUCUUCCUGGAGAAGAACCCCACCAUAGUGAAUUUCCCGAUCAAGAACGUAGACUUUGGCGACAUUCUGGGCAUGCGACAGCGCGACAAGGAUGUUAAGGACACGAAGUACAAUCUGGUGGCCAAUAUUGUGCACGACGGUGAUCCCAAGAAGGGCACCUAUCGCGCCCACAUUUUGCACAAGGCCAACGGCCAGUGGUACGAGAUGCAGGAUCUGCAUGUCACCGAGAUCCUGCCCCAGAUGAUCACGCUCACCGAGUCCUACAUUCAAAUCUACGAGCGCUGUGCAGACUCCUCGUGAUCCCCCUGAGUGGUAGUUACUUCUAGCUGUAUUUCAAUCAACAAACUGAAUGAUCCAAAAGUAAUAUAUGCUUUAGUCGAGUUAAGCGACUAUGAGAUGCCCCUAAAAAGGA
Molecule: messenger RNA, 1706 nt
Organism: Drosophila subpulchrella
Lineage: Eukaryota; Metazoa; Arthropoda; Insecta; Diptera; Drosophilidae
Gene: Usp39
Product: U4/U6.U5 tri-snRNP-associated protein 2
Exons: 4
Coding region: 110-1594 (494 amino acids)
Biological process (GO): protein deubiquitination; spliceosomal complex assembly; mRNA processing
Molecular function (GO): cysteine-type deubiquitinase activity; zinc ion binding
Source: RefSeq, a predicted model, not a curated record